GCGUUCACCAUUCACCGUCAUAAUGGGACAAGAGGUAUUUGAUGCCAGCGAUAUCCACACCAACACGGAUCGCUAUUGCGACGAGUGUCGCCAAAUGGCGUCCUUCACGGGGCUUUCAUUCCACCGCCGGUUCAGUAAGCCCGGCGUGGCCAAGGAGGCUACCAUGCCGCACCAGGGGCUGGUGAACUGGCGCGAUGCCCCGGACCCCAAAUGCGCCCUGUGCGGGUUUCUCGAUUCCGAGCUCAACAAAGGCCCGGGCGAGUACCUGUUUGGGCGAGUUGGCAUUGACAUCAAGGGCUUCGCCUUGCCGGGAGAUGCCGCUGCCAAGUUCACCGAUGUAAUGCGGCCUCCGGUGGACCCGGCGAGCGAUGUGGUCUUUGACAAGGCCAGGAAAUGGAUCAAAACCUGCUGCACCUCACACAAGCAGUGCCGGGUUACUGGCAAGGACGGGCUAUCCUAUCUGCCGACUCGGGUCAUUGACGUGGGGGUGGAUGACGGGGACGCGCUUAAACUUCACGUCAGCGCCGAGGACGAGCAGGCAGAGUACGCGUGCCUGAGCUACUGCUGGGGCGGGGACCAGUUCAAGACUACCUGCGCCAACCUUGAGUCACUCACAGCCGAGAUACCGAGGGACAGCCUAUUCCAGACGGUGACCGACGCCGCGGAGGUCACCCGACGGCUGGGCUUGCGAUAUCUGUGGGUGGACGCCCUGUGCAUCGUCCAAGACAGCGACGAGGACAAGGCCAAGCACAUCUACACCAUGGGCGCCAUCUACAAGAACUCGACCAUCACCAUUGUCGCCGCGACGGCCAGCGCAGCGAGCCAAGGCUUUCUACGCACCCCAAGAGAACCCCUGCCGACAGCCGUCGUAAACCUGCCGCUGCCCAACGGAGAAAUCGGCCCCGUUCACCUCACGCUUGACGAGCUCACCAGACAGGGCCCCUUGCGGGCCAAAAGCUAUCACCCGCUCGACCAGCGCGGUUGGUGUUUGCAGGAGCACCUCUUAUCGCCGCGGCUGCUGUACUUUGCCAACUGGAACGUCGAGUGGCACUGCCAGCACGGGGACGUGCAGUUUGUGUUUGACGACCUCUUUGGCAGAACCAAGUCUGUCCCGAACAGCUUCCGCCUCGAACCGGGCAUUUUCGGGGCUGCGAGUGUCGGCGACGUCGCGGCGAGGACGUAUGCCUUUGGGCGCAUCCCGAUCCGUCUGAAUCUGUGGAGACGCAUCGUGGAAGACUACACCAGGCGGGGGUUGACGGUGCCGAGUGAUCGGCUGCCGGCCCUGGCCGGCAUUACCCGCGAGCUGGAGUGGGUGUGGCAGGAUGAGUGUGUCUUUGGCGUGUGGAAGUCGCCCGCGCUGGCGGCCCAUUUCUUGGGUUGGCAAGCUACGAAAAGGAGUACGAGGUCAGGCAUGGCACCCACCUGGUCGUGGGCGUCCAUUUCGGGGGGUGUAAGGGUUCCAAUCUGUGACCGCACACACAUGAGCGUGGAACUGGAACUGGGGCAUAUCAGCUUUGAUGGUAAAGGAGGUGUUCAGGAUCAGGACGGAGUCGCAGAGCCGGGUCACGAAUCGUAUAAGUUCCCCCGCUUGACGCUGACGGGCAAGGUCAUUGAACCGCAGCCCGAGACGAUUCACACGCCCGAGGAGUCAGUUGCAUGGCGCUUUGACCUUGACGAGCCUAUCUUCCGGCACGAGGUGAGCCACCUGAUGCUGGAUUACCACUCGAACCUUGUGGAUAGACAAAAGCGGACCGAAAUGAGGUGCAUAGCUAUUCGGAAGAUAAAGGACGAAGACGGUGUGUAUGAGCGUGUUGGUGUGCUGAAUUACGAGUAUAAACGGGGUGUUUUUGAAGAGGAUACCCCCUGGUUGAAGCUGGUCAAGGAGGCGGCAAAGGUCCAGAUUCAGCUGGUGUAGCCCACCUACUCUUACGGAUAUGUCACUCGACGAGGGCUACAUGCUGUAUGCCCAGUGGAAGAGCGUUUUCUACACGUGUAUAUAUGUACAGCGCCAUGAAUACAAGCCCAACGUUCCGC
Messenger RNA from Canariomyces notabilis, 2034 nucleotides. RefSeq names its product HET-domain-containing protein. The coding region runs from base 23 to 1915 and encodes 630 amino acids. Lineage: Eukaryota; Fungi; Ascomycota; Sordariomycetes; Sordariales; Chaetomiaceae. The transcript has 2 exons. The record is from RefSeq and is a predicted model, not a curated record.